Chenopodium quinoa (quinoa) is the source of this 441-nucleotide messenger RNA. RefSeq lists its product as uncharacterized. The record is from RefSeq and is a predicted model, not a curated record. Lineage: Eukaryota; Viridiplantae; Streptophyta; Magnoliopsida; Caryophyllales; Amaranthaceae. The transcript is spliced from 2 exons. Bases 1 to 441 code for a protein of 146 amino acids.
AUGUCUCAACAUUUUCCUAUGUCACAAGGUGAUGGUUCAUUUCCGAGUUUCGAUUGCUCAUACACAUCGAACGCAACAGAUGACAACAAUGAAGCAAAAGUUGAAGACGUCGAAGAAAAUGAAAGAGGUCAUGAAGGAGGCAAUCCAGAUGGAAAAACAAAGUUUUUGUCAAAAGCUGAAGAAGUGGUUCUUGUGAAGGCUUGGCUUGAGUUAUUUCGUCAGAGAUUUUGCAUGAACAAACAUAUCUUUCUCCAAAUAAAGCAAACUUUAGAAGAACGCCAUCCCUUCUUUCAACAAAGUCAAUAUGCUACAGGAAGAUUUGGUGUCUCUGCAUUGCAAAAAUACACAGUUGUUAUGAGGCUAAUAGCUUAUGGCACCUCUGCUGAUUACGUGGAUGACUACAUUCGAAUUAGUGCAUCUCUUGCAAGAGAUUUAUUAUAA